AUGCCACCACAGCCUGACACGGCGGAUCUCUUCCGAUAUACCAGUGGCCGCUGGCUCUGGGAUGAGGAGCAGCAGCUUGUUGGGGCCGAUAUAUGCACGGUAAUCACGAAGUUGGCCGAAGGCUCGUUCAAUAAGACCUUCAGGCUGGAGAUGGGGAAUGGCUCAUCCGUGAUUGCAAGAAUCCCCCAUUCGACUGCUGGGCCAAGAUACUACACCAUAGCAUCUGAAGUCGCAACAAUGGAGUUUGCCCGCACAAUCCUCGGAGUCCCAACACCUCACGUGUAUGCUUGGAAUGCAGACGUGGGUAAUCCUGUCGGGUCUGAGUAUAUUAUAGUGAAGGAAGCCUCCGGGACGAAGCUGGAAGACCUAUGGAAUGAUUACUCUCUCGAAGAGAAGUUCGCAGUCAUGAAGGAUCUCGUGCAACUGGAGAGAAAAAUGCUUCAAGUGCCACUGAACCGCUAUGGGAGCUUGUACUAUGCCGGUGCCAAUAUCAGAGGUGCCGUGCCAGCUGAUACCUGUGCAGAAAUACCUACUGAGCUCAAAGACACAAUACGCCGUCGUUUUGUUAUUGGCCCGCUCGCAGAAAGGUACUAUUGGUCCAAAGAACGUGCAGAGAUGACCUUGGACCGAGGACCAUGGAAACAACCACAUGACUAUGUGCUUUCUCUAGCUUACCGAGAAAAGGCAUGGAUCCAACCAUACGCAACCUCUAAGAGCCGAAGACGACCCGCUAACUGGCAAGGGCUCUGCGCAGCACUCUUGAUCAUUCAAGCACGUCAUCCAGGGCUAGUCGAUUAUAGUAGUAAAGUUAUUCUAAAAGCCCCCGAAAGCUUCAAGCAGCUGAAUCUGGCGGAAAAGGCUCGGAUUAGAGGCCUUAUAAGUCGCUCAAUCCUGCUUUAUCUCUACGAGAAACAGAUUGCCAGAGAGCUACUUCUACUUAAUAAAGUCCUUCGAUUUAAUCACGGUUGGACAAGGUGCAAUCCGGUUCUGUUCGUGGGCGAUACGUGGGAGGACGACCUUCUCCCCUUGCGGGAAUCGCUGGUUAGGCUUGAGAGAUGCUGGAAUGAAUCAGGGUUUGACUUUCCAUGUCCGAUCCAUUUCACCGAGGAUGAUCUUCGGGUCCAUGCAGAAGAAAAUACCGGGUGGAAUAAUAUACAAAACUUCUGGAAUUCCGUCGCAGACGUCGUAUCGAGAGAUGGCUGGACCCCGCACCAUUUAUAUAGGGAUACCGUUUCGCUGUUUACAGAGCUACGAGAUAUUGGCCUGAAAGCUAUGGUGGGGAAGAAGAGGGAUGCAUUUGAGAUCCAGACACAAUGGGUCAAGAAGCAUUAG
Molecule: messenger RNA, 1332 nt
Organism: Aspergillus brunneoviolaceus CBS 621.78
Lineage: Eukaryota; Fungi; Ascomycota; Eurotiomycetes; Eurotiales; Aspergillaceae
Product: phosphotransferase family protein
Exons: 7
Coding region: 1-1332 (443 amino acids)
Cellular component (GO): mitochondrion
Source: RefSeq, a predicted model, not a curated record